Molecule: messenger RNA, 3545 nt
Organism: Mugil cephalus (flathead mullet)
Lineage: Eukaryota; Metazoa; Chordata; Actinopteri; Mugiliformes; Mugilidae
Product: UDP-glucuronosyltransferase 1-2-like
Exons: 5
Coding region: 1325-3052 (575 amino acids)
Molecular function (GO): UDP-glycosyltransferase activity
Source: RefSeq, a predicted model, not a curated record
UAUCAGCACAUUGUUAAGACACAUGAUUGAUUGCCUGAAUGUAAAAACUAACUAUUAAUAAUUGUGACCGUGCAGAAGGGCCUUUUUGCCUUUCCUUUGAUACUUGACGCUCCGCUUUUUAUGACUAUUUGCUAACUUCCUGUGUUUUGAAGGUUAAGUAACUAGAUUGCACUAAAACCAAAUCUUUGUAGAUCCACACACACACACACACACACACACACACACACACACUGCUUAGUCUUCCCCUUUCUCAUAAAAAUAGGUGAUACAUUUCUUGCGAGUCACCUACAACAAGGACUAAAAUGCACGUGUUGUGGGUAUCGUUGAUGAUCAAAAUACUAAAAUAAUGACUAGUUUUGAGCCUUCCUCUUUCUUGCUUUAAGUGCAAAAGGUAUAAAUAAAUAUCAGUACUUAAGUUGAAUAAGUUCAAGAACUGUACUAAAAAAAUAAAAGUAAAAGUACAACACCUAACAAAUGUAUACAAUAUGAUAAAUUAUCAAAAAAGUUAGUCGCUAUAUAAUUAUUUUUUUGUUUUAUAGCAGAGAUAUGUGUAUAUUGUAUAUUUUUAAGUCUCUGGACUGGAUUCAUGUGGCCUCAUUAGAGUAUUACAGAAACAUUUCAAUAGCAGCCCACAGAAGACAAGUACAUGUGUGGAAAAAAAAAAAGAAUCCUUAAGUAAAUCCUACACUGAACUAAGUCAGACAGUCUGAGAAUAAUAGAUUCAUCAGAUAUCAUCUGUUGACACUAUGCCUCAGGGGCAAAGAGCCAAUGUGUGGGGGCUCAUCUGGGUUGUACUGAUAAUAGAUAACCAGUGCCAGUCAUUGCUUUCAGACAAAUUACACUCUGUUUGAAACCACUGCAAUGCCUUCAUUUUAGGUAUUUGCUUGACCAAUGCGAUGCAGUGUCCGCUUUCUAGCUGUCAGAAUCCCUUUCCUAUUGAUGGUAUUUACCUGCAGGUUACCUGUAGACAAGUGCACGACAUGCAGAUAGCUUAAACAUUUAUCUUUCAAACCAAUUCAUGCUUUUGUCAGAUAUUAUUUGCUCUGUAAGGGCUUCAUGUUACUCUUAUAACCUUGAGGUUUGUACAGUAUAGAGCAAUCAUUGUUCUUGAGUCACAGCAAAAAAACACAUUCAUGAAACCAUGCAGGAAAUACUAAAAAUGCCUCUACCAGAUCUUUAAGAUCAUUACUAAACGAAGAAAUAAAACUACGAUAAUCUGACGAGGAGAGAAAUAAUCACCACGCUCGUUAUUUGUGGAACGUUCGUCGCAGCAACACGUGCCACUUGUGACUCAUUGAACACGGACUGCACUUUGAAAUCUAAUAUGAAAGAAAUUGUUUUGAUGGACCAUCAUCUGGAGGCACAUUGGGAUACUAUUGCAUCUCUUUACCAAAGGUUUAAGGAACCAUGUCACUUAUGUCUGAUUUCCUUUACAAGUCUUUGCCAAGAUGCCUCAGAAGGAACCAUGCCAGUCCAUCAUGUGUGUGGAUUGUUUAUGCUCUUCAGUCUGAUUUCCUUUACACCACUGUGUGAUGGAGGAAACAUUUUGGUCUUCCCUGUGGAUGGCAGCCACUGGGUUAAUAUGAUGUACCUGCUAGAGGAACUUCAUGCCAGGGGCCACAGCCUCACUGUGAUCAGAUACUCAGACAGCCAAUACAUUGAAGAAAAAUCCUCUCUCUACACGUCCAUAACAAUUGAACUGACAGAAAAUUUGAUUCCUUUAUUUAGUAAGCACAUGGAGGAGGAUUUUAAGGCAGAGAGGGAAGGGACCUCAUCACUGUCUUUCUUCAAAAAAACCAAAGAUUUUCUUUCAUUUAUCACUCUGGCUCAUUCAGUGUGGAAAAGUGCCUUAGUUCAAAUAUUUGAGGAUAAAAAUAUGGUCAAAAGCUUAAUAGAUGCCCAGUAUGAUGUGGUUCUCACUGAUCCGGCAAUAGGAUCAGGAGUUCUGUUAGCCAAAUAUUUCAAACUGCCCUUGGUGCUCAAUGUGCGUUGGAUCACCAGUGGGGAAGGACACUUUGUGUUGGCCCCCUCGCCACUCUCUUAUAUCCCAGUGCCGGGAUCCGGCUUAACAGACAAAAUGGAUUUCAUACAAAGGGUCAAGAACAUUCUUUUCUACAGCAUUAUAUUGUUCCAGGAGAAAUUCCUGGUGGGGCCAAUCUACGAUGCCAUCUGUGAUAAAUACAUUGAGGGCGGAUGUGACAUCAUCUCACUUCUUCAGGAAGCAGAUAUUUGGUUGUUUAGGUCCGAUUUUGUGUUUGACUUCCCUCGGCCCACAAUGCCAAAUGUUGUGUACAUUGGAGGAUUCCAGUGCAAAUCAGCCCAGCAUCUGCCCGCAGACCUUGAGGAGUUUGUUCAGAGCGCUGGGGAACAUGGAGUGAUCAUCAUGACUCUGGGAACUUGGAUUAAUAAUUUGUCAGAAGAGGUUACAGAAGAAAUUGCCAGUGUCUUUGCCAAGCUGCCUCAGAAGGUGAUUUGGAAACACAAAGGGAAGCGUCCCUCUACGUUGGGCAACAAUACUCUGAUAGUAGACUGGAUGCCUCAGAAGGAUCUCCUUGGUCACCCACAGACCAAAGUCUUCGUAGCUCACGGAGGAACCAAUGGAGUCCAGGAGGCUAUUUACCACGGGGUCCCUGUGCUCGGCAUACCCUUGUUCUUCGACCAGUAUGACAAUCUUCUACGUUUGCAGGAGAGAGGAGCUGGAAAAAUCCUCCAACUGGCUGAUGUUAAUGGCCACAACUUUCAGGAAGGUCUUAUGGAACUUCUCCAUCAAGACAGCUACAGGCAGAACAUGCAAAGGCUGUCACGUUUGCACAGAGAUCAGCCAAUGACACCCAUGGAUCAGGCCGUAUUCUGGGUAGAGUAUGUGAUGCGCCAUAAAGGGGCUGCUCACCUGCGUACAGAGGCUUAUAAGAUGCCCUGGUACUCAUACUACAGCCUGGAUGUAUUGUUGGUACUGCUGACUGCAGUAACUGUGCUGCUCCUCUCUGUGUUGGCUAUUUUCAGGUUUUUAUGCUGUAGAAGCAAAAAAAAGACAAAAAGCAAACAACAAUGAACAAUACACUUUGAGAAGACAACAAAUAGAUGUAUUAAAGUACUAUGCAUGUUAUAUAUCUUUGGUAAUAGUGUCGUGUAGUUGUCAGAGUUCUGUGCUUUCAUGUGAACUCAUUGAACCUGAUGAUGUUACCCAUUUCAUUACAUCAUUCUCAUGCACUGAAACUUAAUGUCCCUUUCUAUAAAAUCAGUACAGACAAUCAACAUAUCUUAUGAAUUAUGUAACAAAUACACAUCAUUUUAUUUUUGAUUGAAACAAUGGUCAAUAAAUCUUUACUGAAAGCGAACUUUGUCUUUGUUUUCUCAUUCUGGCAAUAUACUGACAAUAUUGUGCAGACUUCAUUGUCUAUGGAAAUGUUCUUGACCCCCUUAUGUCUGUGUUCACAGACAUCUCAGAAGGACAACAGCAAAAACCUGCAGUUUUCAGUUUACACUGGAUUCAUUCAGUCACAAUAGUUUGACAGCAGUACAGUACACAGUCAGGUACAGUUGUG